AGAGGAAGUGAACAGAAGCCCUGCCUUCCACCUCCGGACGCGGAACCUGUCUGCGUUGGGAACCUGGUCACCCUCUAAGCUAGUGGGCUCCAUUUCCUGGUUUGAAAAGAAGCAGCGGGGAAGGCAAGGAAGAAGAUGGAGUCAGAGUUCCUCUACGACCUGUUGCAGCUCCCCAAGGAUGUAGCUCAGCCCAUGGAGGAAGAGCUUCCACGAGGAGGAAAGAAGAAAUAUCUGUCGCCCAAUUCCAAGAGGAACCCCAAGUUUGAAGAACUGCAGAAGGUGCUGAUGGAAUGGAUCAACGCCACACUCCUCCCAGAGCACAUCGUGGUCCGCAGCCUGGAGGAAGACAUGUUUGAUGGACUCAUUCUGCACCACCUGUUCCAGAAGCUGGCAUCGCUCAAGCUGGAAGUGGAGGAAAUCUCUCUGACCUCGGCCAGCCAGAGGCACAAGCUGGGGGUCAUCCUGGAGGCCGUCAACCAGAACCUGCAGGUGGAAGAGAAGCAGGCCAAGUGGAGCGUGGAGACCAUCUUCAACAAGGACCUGCUGGCCACCUUGCAUCUCCUGGUGGCCCUGGCCAAACGCUUCCAGCCGGACCUGCCCCUCCCAGACAACGUCCAGGCGGAAGUCAUCCACAUUGAGAGCACCAAGACCGGCCUGAAGUCGGACAAGCAGGUGGAGCAGCUCACAGAAUGCAAGUCACACAAGGACCAGCCUUUACAGGACGCCUUUGAUGAAUUAUUUAAGCUGGCUCCGGAGAAAGUGCACGCCGUCAAAGAGGCCAUUGUGAGCUUUGUCAACCAGAAGCUAGAGCGCCUGGGCCUGUCUGUGCAGAGUCUGGAUACCCAGUUUGCAGAUGGCGUCAUCCUGCUCCUGCUGAUUGGACAACUGGAAGGCUUCUUCUUGCAUCUAAAGGAAUUCUAUCUCACUCCCAGCUCUCCCACAGAAAUGCUGCACAAUGUCACCCUAGCCCUGGAUCUGCUCAAGGAUGAAGGCCUGUUCAGCUACCCUGUCAACCCUGAAGAUAUUGUGAACAAGGACGCCAAGAGCACACUGAGGAUACUUUACAGCCUAUUCCAGAAGCAUUCACCGAGGGCGGAGGGUGGAGGGGCACACCACGCUACCCCAAACUAGUCACCUCUACCUCCUCCAGCUGUUUCUCAGGAGCUGCCAUCUCUGAAGGACCCAGCCAUCAGAGCUCUUCCCAUGCCAACCUUGUUACUGUGGCUUGGUGACAUGUUUCCUUCCUAUACCUUUGACCCCUGCUUACCUUUGACUCUACCAGAUGGGGACCUAUUUUGCGCCCACCCCUGCUUUGCUCCGUGCAUUUUGACAGUGUAUGAAUUGUAUUUAAGUGGAUGAGGGGCCCUGCAUGCCUGUGAAGUCCUGGGUUAGCCUUUAACUGUGGUGGAAAAGAGUUUGGUUCCCAGGGGAGACCAGCCCUCAUCAGCAUCCGGUCUGUCUACUAAGGCUAUACCUUGGUAGUUAGUGGCUGCUCAGACUCCACAGAGCUGACCAUCCCUAGCUAGAGGCUCUUUGGGAUUAAGGCUGAUGGUCUCAGGCCAUGGUCUCUGUAUACUUAGUUCCUGGCCAUCUACCCCCACCCCCCACUGGGGUGAUGAGGCCAGGACUAUCACCCAAACACCAGAGCCCCAUGUGGGAGAAAAGAGUUCAGAAGACCCUGGCCAGGCUAUCCCUACAGCUGCUGUCCUGAGCUCAGCCCUGAGCCCCAGGGAAGAGAACCUGGAGUUGGUUCUUGGGUUCAGGUUAACCCUGGUCUACAUUCUGUCCCGUGAGACUUGGUGUCUUCUGGAAAGAGAGAGAAACAGCUGAAUAACUGAGCUGGGUCCAGGGAGGAGAAGAAGUUGUGGGAGGAGAUGCAAGUCAUGGGGUUCAGGGGCACAGAGACAUAGGGGUGUAGGGAUUCAGGGGUACAGGGAUUUAGGGAGGUUAGCCUAGCUGUUCCGCUUCUGGACUUUUCCCUGCUUACCCAGCUCUAGGACCCUGCGAGGAACGUCUUUUAGGUUGGGGGGGGGGUAUAUAGCCGAACAGCUUUGCCUUUGGGGGAUUUUGGAGCAGAGUCUGGCCAGGGCAGAUCACCCCUACAACCACAGUCGGUGGAGCUAUGUGUUCUGGGGCUCUGGUGUCUGAUGUGAGGAGGCCUGGGGCUUUUCUCUACCCAGCUCCAUUCCACUUGUCUUUUUGGCCCUAGGCAGGCCACUCAUAAGUGUUAGAGGGAUAUCUCCUGUCCUGUUACCUCUGGGACAUGUCCCUCUUCUGUAUCAGGGGCAUCCUUAUCGUAGCUGGGGUCCAGCUAUCUCUUUCUGCUUAGGUAAUCCUUCCAUAGAGACCUUCCUCUGUGCCCCAUCUCUUCUCUCUGGAGCAUCCUGAGCCAUGAUACAAGCUUGAGCCUCUCUGCUCCUUACUGGAUGCUUGGCAGGUCAAAGACGGAGUCCACGCUCCCCUCCUAGGCUCUUGGCUCUCCCUCCCUCUUUCUUCCCUGCUUGCUUGCCCUCUUGGCCCCUCCAUGUCCUCACCUCCACCUCCUCACCUCCUGUCUCAUAGGAGAUUUGAAUCAUAAGGAGAAUCACUUUUUGUAACUUUAUUGAGGAAUAAAUAACAUUUCCCAGUUUAAA
Messenger RNA from Mus caroli (Ryukyu mouse), 2633 nucleotides. RefSeq names its product parvin gamma (gene Parvg). The record is from RefSeq and is a predicted model, not a curated record. Gene Ontology annotation, molecular function: actin binding. Lineage: Eukaryota; Metazoa; Chordata; Mammalia; Rodentia; Muridae. Gene Ontology annotation, cellular component: cytoplasm; actin cytoskeleton; focal adhesion. Gene Ontology annotation, biological process: cell projection assembly; substrate adhesion-dependent cell spreading; establishment or maintenance of cell polarity regulating cell shape.